CGAACAGUGACAGUGUCAGUCCACCCAACUCCUCACCGGAACCAAGAUCUUUAGUAUACUAGCGGCGCGCGCGCGAUUCUUGAAUCUUUUGUUCGCCGCAGCAGUUCGAUCGAGGAAUCGAUCGAUCGAUCCAUCCACAGAUGGGCCACGCCGUGGACGGCCGGCUGGAGGCGCUGCUCUCCGGCGGCGGCGGCGGCGGCGAGGCGGCGGCGCCGUGGGCGCGGCGCAUGGCGGCCGCGGCGGCGCUGGAGCUCCGGCUGCUCGCGCCGCUCGCCGCGCCGGCCGUGGUGGUGUACAUGCUGAUCAUCGUGAUGUCCUCCGCCACCCAGAUCUUCUGCGGUCAGCUCGGCAACGUCCAGCUCGCCGCCUCCUCCCUCGGCAACAAUGGCAUCCAGGUCUUCGCCUACGGCCUCAUGCUCGGGAUGGGCAGCGCGGUGGAGACGCUGUGCGGGCAGGCGUACGGCGCCGGGAGGCACGAGAUGCUCGGGGUGUACCUGCAGCGGUCGGCGGUGCUGCUGACGGCGGCCGGCGUCCCGCUGGCGGCGCUGUACGCGUGCUCGGAGCGCGUCCUCCUCCUGCUCGGCCAGUCGCCGGAGAUCUCCCGCGCCGCCGCCGGGUUCGCCCGCGGCCUCAUCCCGCAGAUCUUCGCCUACGCCGCCAACUUCCCCAUCCAGAAGUUCCUCCAGGCGCAGAGCAUCGUGGCGCCCAGCGCCGCCGUGCUGGCGGCGAGCUUCGCGCUCCACCUGCCGCUCAGCUGGGCGGCGGUGCGGGUGCUCGGCCUGGGCCUCCCGGGGGCCGCCCUGGCGCUCAGCGCCACGUGGUGGGUGCUCGUCGCGGGGCAGUUCGCGUACAUCGUGCGGAGCCCCCGGUGCGCCGCGACGUGGACGGGCUUCACCUGGGCGGCGUUCCACGACCUCGCCGCGUUCGCCAGGCUCUCCGCCGCGUCGGCGGUGAUGCUGGCGCUCGAGGUCUGGUACUUCCAGGUGCUCAUCCUCCUCGCCGGCAUGCUCCCCGACCCACAGAUCGCCCUCGACGCACUCACCGUCUGCACGUCGAUACAGUCAUGGGUGUUCAUGAUCUCAGUGGGCUUCAAUGCUGCUGCCAGCGUGAGGGUUGGGAAUGAGCUCGGCGCCGGCAACCCCAGGUCGGCGGCGUUCUCGACAUGGAUGGUCACCGCGCUCUCGGCGAUCAUAGCCGCCAUUGCCGGCGUCGUGGUCAUCCUGCUCAGGGACAAGCUGAGCUACAUCUUCACCCAGGGCGAGGCCGUCUCGCGCGCCGUCUCCGACCUCUGCCCACUGCUUGUUGGCACCAUCGUGCUCUGCGGGAUCCAGCCCGUGUUGUCAGGUGUGGCUGUUGGCUGUGGAUGGCAAGCAUUGGUAGCAUACAUUAACAUUGGAUGCUACUACUUGAUCGGCCUACCCCUCGGCGUGCUUCUGGGAUUCAAAUUUGACUAUGGAAUUAAGGGAUUGUGGGGAGGCAUGAUUGGAGGGACGCUCAUCCAAACACUUAUUUUAAUAUGGAUCACAUUCAGAACAGAUUGGAACAAGGAGGUCGAGGAUGCGAGACGAAGAUUAGAUAAGUGGGAUGACACAAAGCAGCCUCUUCUUGUUAACAGACAGUGAUAGUAUCAGAAGGAAAAAUAGGAGCUGAUAUAUGUAUGCGGCUGCAAAUUCGUCAGAUUGGACGCCAUCUAACCGCAAUGAUAUGACUGUCCCGGACGGUUGGAUCAACGACAUUCAGUUCAGUCAGUUUCAUGUGGGCUCAUGCUACCACUUCAGAAUUCACAUAAUGCCAUGAAUUAUUCUUUUUUGGGGAAUACGCAAGGACCGUGUUUUUUAAUUAAGAGGAAUAAAUGUUAUUUACGUGCCAAAGCAAAAGCAAAAAUGAAGGGGACGGGAAACUGGAAAAAUACCAUGAAUUAUUCUCACCUAACGAUACUAUUUUGAGGCACAUAAUGUAUGUAUGUGUUAUAUGUUUAUUUUGGCUCAAUAAUUAGGUUGAAAUAGAAUUCAAGUUGCUCCA
This is a messenger RNA of Oryza sativa Japonica Group (Japanese rice), 2022 nucleotides long. RefSeq names its product protein DETOXIFICATION 40. Gene Ontology annotation, molecular function: antiporter activity; xenobiotic transmembrane transporter activity. Gene Ontology annotation, cellular component: membrane. Gene Ontology annotation, biological process: xenobiotic detoxification by transmembrane export across the plasma membrane. The record is from RefSeq and is a predicted model, not a curated record. NCBI's taxonomy places the organism in Eukaryota, Viridiplantae, Streptophyta, Magnoliopsida, Poales, Poaceae.